This is a messenger RNA of Diplodia corticola, 1704 nucleotides long. RefSeq lists its product as uncharacterized. NCBI's taxonomy places the organism in Eukaryota, Fungi, Ascomycota, Dothideomycetes, Botryosphaeriales, Botryosphaeriaceae. The transcript has 2 exons. Bases 1 to 1704 code for a protein of 567 amino acids. The record is from RefSeq and is a predicted model, not a curated record.
AUGUCCAGCGCCGAGCACCACGACGACGAGCUCGCCCCCGAGCACACCGAGGGCUUCAAGAUCGGCGAGAAGAAGACGAUUGACGAGUAUCAGCAGCUGGUCUUCUAUCCGCUACCCGUCAAGCAACCAUUGCUACCCAGCCAAGUCCGUCUCUUCCCACUUCUGGGGCCGCCCGGAACUCCCUGCACCAGCAACAUCUACAGCUCUGCCGCUGCUAUGGAGGGCCUCCCGCAGAUGCAACGCAGCCGGCAAUGCCAUGUCCAGCCUUUGCCACUUUCUCCCAAGACAAACGGCACUCCUACUCAAGAGUCGUUUGAACCGCAGUUCCCAAGUGCUUCAGUCUCUCCUCGAGCGCCGCCUUUGAACACCGAGGCACUCAUGACCGUGCCUUCGCACCUGCGAUGCCUGCGAUCCCUUCUUAACACGUCCCAACCUCGGGAGCCACUAAAAGGAGCACAUCAUCUUUACACGACGGUAUUCUCGGCCUCAAUACCAAGCCGGAUUCGUCCAUCCAUCCAUUCGAACCUUAUAGCCAACGCUACCAGACCGCCCAGAUUCAAGGAACAUCUUGGUGAUUAUGAACUAUACUCAACCGGCACCGUCACCGAGAUCCCCAAUAUGAAAUCGGCGUGUGGCCAUCUCAUUGGUCUUUCAUGCAGAGAGAUCUUCCCUGUUCCAAACGCCAAGCCUGCUUUGUUGUCCGACGGAGGCGAGGAGACAUCCGGCAAGCACCCACCCAAGGAAACCCACUCAAGGUGCCAUGAUGCGGAAUCCAGCGGAAAAGAGGGCAAAUCUGAAGGAAAUCCAGAGCUGGGACUGUCAGGAAGCGGCUCUAGCGGCUCUGGCGGCUCUGGCGACGAUGGCUCUGGCAAAAAGGAUGACAGUGAAAAAGGCAAGGGCAACUCAUCCCCCAAGAGCAGGAAAAAGAAAGGCGAAGACGCUGAAGAGGAAGACGACACUGAAGGCGAGGGCGGUGAACAUACUGGAGAAGAAGAGAGCAUUGAAGCUAAGGGAGGUGCUGAACUUCCCUUGACCAAUGUGCUAGGUGAACUCGGAAAGCUACAAGACGAGGAACAGAAGGUGAAUUUGCCGAAUGAACCGAAGACGGGCCCCACUCAACACCCGGCCUCAAACCAACCCGAAAACCAACCCGAAAACCAACCCGGAAACCAACCCGUGGGAGGGGGGACCUCACGACUUCGGCAGGUAUUAGAGCGUUUGAGGCACCCGUUUCGACACCACACCGCAGGCCAACCCGGAAACCCACCUGGAAACCAACCCCUAGUGGGAGGGGGGACCUCACGACUUCGGCAGGUAUUAGAGCGUUUAAGGCACCCGUUUCGACACCACACCGCAGGCCAACCCGGAAACCCACCUGGAAACCAACCCGGCAACCCACCUGGAAACCAACCCGGCAACCCACCUGGAAACCAACCCGGAAACCAACCCGAAAACCCAAACACGAGACGACCCCCAGAGGAAGAGAGGCCCCCAGAGGAAGAGAGGCCCUCAGAGGAAGAGGGGCCCUCAGAGGAAGAGAGCCCCUCAGAGGAAGAGAGCCCCUCAGAGGAAGAGAGCCCCUCAGAGGAAGAGAACCCCUCACGACUUCGGCGGCAGAUAAGAUUUUCAGAUCCACUCAUAACCCAAGAUUCAGACGGACCCAGAACCAAAGCCCCAGGCGCAACAUCGUCAAAAAGCUCAUGA